Molecule: messenger RNA, 4177 nt
Organism: Zophobas morio
Lineage: Eukaryota; Metazoa; Arthropoda; Insecta; Coleoptera; Tenebrionidae
Gene: wdb
Product: serine/threonine-protein phosphatase 2A 56 kDa regulatory subunit epsilon isoform
Exons: 6
Coding region: 506-1906 (466 amino acids)
Biological process (GO): signal transduction; protein dephosphorylation
Cellular component (GO): nucleus; cytosol; protein phosphatase type 2A complex
Molecular function (GO): protein phosphatase activator activity
Source: RefSeq, a predicted model, not a curated record
ACUUACGGCAUCGGCUCGUUUGCACGCAAAAAUCACAGUAAAAAAAACGCGAAUUUCUCGUUGAAUAGUGCAUAAAAGAGUGUUGCGGUACAUCAAGUGUCGGAUUUGAGGUGUCCUCGGCAUGUAUGUGUGUGCGUUUCGUGCAUGGAUGCGUUAAAACAGGGGAUUUUAGGUCUAAGUAACCAGCUGAUGGCGGGUGAAAAUACAGGACUCGCUUGGCAGUUUCCCGAUCUCGUCAGUGUAGAAAAGUCCUCGUCUCAGUUUUCCGUCUAGUGUUUUCUCCGAUCGAAGCGCGUUUCCGAUCGUCGUCCCGUGGAAAGCUCGCGUGAAAAGGCCCGAAUCGGAAAAUCGUCUCCAUUGGGCGUGCACUCACACCUUGUCAUCGAUAGUCUCGACCGAAACCGGUGCAUAUGAUGCGUUUGAAGGGUGCUGGUGCCGAGGUUUGACGUGUCCAGGUGGUGAGAUGUUCGUGUAAUAGUGCCCGAAGCGAGACUUGGCCGCCACCAUGUCGACGACGGCGUUUGUCGAUCGGAUCGAUCCCUUCGCCAAGCGCUCCCUCAAGAAGAAGACGAAGAAGUCGCAGGGUAGCUCCAGGUACCGGAACUCGCAGGACGUCGAGCUGCAGCCGCUGCCGCUCCUCAAAGAUGUCCCGGCAUCCGAGCAGGAGGAGUUGUUUAUUCGCAAACUUAGACAAUGUUGUGUGCCAUUCGACUUUAUGGAUCCCGUGGCGGACCUGAAAGGGAAAGAAGUGAAACGUUGUACCCUGAACGAAUUAGUGGAUUAUAUAACUGGUGGUCGGGGGGUUUUAACCGAACCUGUCUACCCUGAAAUUAUUAAAAUGAUUUCGGCCAAUCUUUUUCGAACACUGCCUCCCAGCGAAAAUCCCGACUUCGACCCAGAAGAGGAUGACCCCACGCUGGAAGCCAGUUGGCCGCACCUCCAGCUAGUGUACGAGUUCUUUCUAAGGUUCUUGGAAAGCUCGGAUUUCCAACCGGCCAUAGGAAAACGUGUGAUCGAUCAAAAGUUUGUUCUGCAAUUAUUAGAAUUAUUCGAUUCCGAAGACCCCCGGGAAAGGGAUUUUCUCAAGACGGUGCUCCACCGCAUAUACGGAAAGUUCCUUGGGCUAAGGGCCUUCAUCCGCAAACAAAUAAACAACAUAUUCCUUAGGUUCGUGUAUGAGACUGAACAUUUUAACGGGGUAGGUGAACUGUUGGAGAUCUUGGGGUCGAUCAUAAACGGGUUUGCGUUACCUUUGAAAGCCGAACAUAAACAGUUCCUGGUGAAGGUGCUCAUUCCUUUGCACAAGGUCAAGUGCCUGUCGCUGUACCAUGCGCAGCUUGCCUACUGCGUGGUCCAGUUUCUGGAAAAGGAUCCGACGCUUACGGAACCCGUCGUUAGAGGUCUCCUCAAGUACUGGCCAAAAACGUGUAGUCAAAAAGAAGUAAUGUUCCUCGGCGAAAUCGAGGAAGUGCUGGAUGUUAUCGAACCAUCACAGUUUACACGAAUCCAGGAGCCACUGUUUAGGCAAAUAGCGAGAUGUGUUUCCAGUCCACACUUUCAGGUGGCAGAGCGGGCUCUGUAUUUCUGGAACAACGAGUACAUAAUGUCACUGAUGGAAGAAAACAAUCAUGUUAUAAUGCCAAUAAUGUUCCCUGCAUUAUAUCGUAUUUCCAAAGAACAUUGGAACCAGACCAUAGUCGCGCUCGUCUACAACGUGCUCAAGACUUUCAUGGAGAUGAAUUCCAAGUUAUUCGAUGAACUCACGGUUAGUUAUAAGGCGGAGCGGCAGAAAGAGAAGAAGCGCGAAAAAGAGAGAGACGAAUUAUGGAAAAAAUUAGCAGAACUUGAACUUAAUCACAACAAAAAUGUACCCGCACAAAAUAAUAGCCCUCCCAGCAAAAAGUGAUACAACAGCCUAACGUUCCCCGCCCAUUCAUAGCUGUAUGUUGGUAAGUUAGUUGAGAGUUCGGCCAUUGGAGCAUGCUUCGAACACCAAAAUGUCAGUUUUUGAAACUCACCGUUGUCACAUAACGACUAUAGAAUUAAAUUUUCGUCUGUAACAUUUUUAUUAAUAGAACUAGUCUGUUUCUGUGAAUUAUAUUUUUCUUUUUAAUUGUAAUUUUAUUGUAUUAAGAGACUCGAUUGUUUGCUUGUUUACCUUCUCGUCAGUCGUUAAUUCAGUGGUCGUAAAUCGUACAAGAUAUGCCAAAAUAGAUGCAUAGUUUCAAGGACUGAUUAAUUUUCGUAGAUACGUUUACUUCCACUGAACAAUAUACUCAAUUAUGUUAUUUAAUGAUGUAAUCGGAAACUGUGGAUCAUUGACGAUUUUAAUUGUUUUUGGUGUAGUGGCAUAUUUCAAUGUGAAAGGUGCCGACGCAUAAGGAAAGAAGAGUGUUGCAUCAUAAAGUUGGAGUGUACAUUUUAAAUUAUUGUGAAUGUCUACUACUAACAGUCUAUCUAUGGUGUUUUGUAGCUGUGAACAGCAGAACUAUGUUAAUAAUGUGCUAUAGUAUAACUGGUCAACUGUAAAUAGCUAAGCAAAUGUGGUUAUGGUUUGUGUUUGGACUGUGGUUGGUUGUUUCGGUGGUUUACACUUUUACUCCUACUUGUUUAUAUACUUUAAGGAUACUUUUAUGAUUUUUUUAAUAAACUGUAACUUUUUAUUUUCUAUUUUGUUUUUUGUUGUGAACUUUCGUUUGCGAAAUAGGUGCCAAAGUUAUUUCCAAACCAAAAAUCGUUAAAUUAAAUUUCCCGUAAGCGCUUCAAAGUGCACCCUCCGCUUUCGAUGUUCAAACAAUAACCCAAAUAACUUUGGACUUAUUCAUAAGUAAAUGUGCUUCUUAAAGUUGUAAAAGGACCUAAAGAGUACAAUAGUAUGUUAAAAUUGACAGGCCUUUAUAACUAUAGAAACUUUUUUAUGUCUGUCAACUGACACGUUUUUACAUUGACUUUUAAGAUCCUGGUGUACCAUCCAGUGUACAAAAAUCGACCAAACUUUUCACUAGUACAUGUGAUUGUGAUCUAUCCUAGCGGUUGUAGGAUUUUCCAGUGAUUAUGCUCCAUACGAUUAAUUUUAGGUUAAAAGCGAAGUGUUUGACUCUCAGUGAGUUGUUAAAUUGUUAAGUUUGAUAAUAGAACUGAGAUGUUUAAAAUUGUGUGACGCGUGUUAGUCCCAAUCUAUCUUCAAACACAAUUUUAACCACAGUUAUUUUGUAUGUGCUAAAUUGCACGAGUUGUGUGCCAGGGCGAGUGAAUGACGAUGUAAUAUUAAUGUACAGAUGGCUGUAUAACUUGUAGCAUACUUUGUAAGCUAAUAUAAAUUAUCUAAUUACUUAGAUUAAGUAUAGUCGUUACUCAUCUUAAGUAGACUCUUUUUAUAUUAAUUUCACGGAUUGUUGUAUAGUGCAAUUAUUUUUUAACAAAUUCACGUUGUUUUCCCUUUGUUUUAUUUUUACUAUUUAUUGUUUUGGAAGUAUUGCGAAUAAGAGAAGCAUAAGCAGGAUAUUGGAGAGGUCUGACGCAGCAGCUUGACGGCGCCAACACUUGCGACUUUCUUAUUUUAAGCAGCUACAAUAGGUGACAUAGGCAUUGUAUGUUGACUUUACAAAUUAUACAGCCAAGAUUUUCUAUAACAUGGUGCCACUUCACAAGAAACUUUUUUAGAAGCACUGUUAUGUUCACUUAGAGAAAGCUUUAUAUAAGGAACUAUAGCAAGUUGUGUUUUAGAUAGAAAAUUAAGAACGUACGUUCUAAUUAAGUUGUGCAUGACGAGCUCAAUUUCUAGUUACAACCUGGAAAUGUUAUAUUCGUAGAGCUAUUCAUCCCGACAAUGUUUUAUGUCGUUAUAUUAUCGACGGGACAUUGAUAUUUUUUUCUAGUGAGUUUAUAUGUACUUGAGGGUUAUCCCAGACCUCGAACUUUCGUUGUAACGUCAUUAGCUAUUUUAUAUUGUAGACAUACAUGUAAGUUGAUUUUGUGAUGCAAAGUGUGAUAAAAUAAAUUCCAAGUUGUGUGACACUGUUGAGUAGCUCUAUGAAUACUUAUGCAUAAACUUCGCUGCUGUAUGAAGAAUUAGGGCCACACUAUUAAGCCCUUCCCUCAUUAGAAUAAAGUAUGUAAUAUAUAACUAAAUCACUAUAAAUCUUGUAGAUAUAUGAGAAAUAUAUUGUUAAAUUUC